AUGUGCACAGCUGGCCGCCCCCCCACCCCGCCCCAGCCCGCUCCCACUGCCCACAGCUGGGAAAUCCGCCUCAGUCCGAGCCGGCUCAUCUGUCCGUCCGCGCCAGCCCGGUGGGCCAUGACCCCGCGCAGAGCGGGUCCCGCGCGAUGGUGCCUGGCGCUCCUGCUAUGCUGCAGCUGGGGGGUGCUGGUGGGGGUCUCCCCGAAGCCGGGCGGCGGGGGCGGCGGCGGGUGCCCCAGCCGCUGCCUGUGUUUCCGCACCACGGUGCGCUGCAUGCAUCUGAUGCUGGAGACCGUGCCCGCCGUGGCGCCGCAGACCUCCAUCCUGGAUCUUCGCUUUAACAGAAUUAGAGAGAUCCAACCUGGGGCAUUCAGACGACUGAGAAACUUGAAUACACUACUUCUCAACAAUAAUCAGAUCAAGAAGAUACCUAGUGGAUCAUUUGAAGACUUGGAAAAUUUAAAAUAUCUCUAUUUGUACAAGAAUGAAAUCCAGUCAAUUGACAGGCAAGCAUUUAAGGGACUUGCCUCUCUAGAGCAACUAUACCUGCACUUUAAUCAGAUAGAAACUCUGGACCCAGAAUCAUUUCAACAUCUGCCAAAGCUUGAAAGGCUAUUUUUACAUAACAACCGAAUUACACAUUUAGUUCCAGGGACUUUUAAUCAUUUGGAAUCCAUGAAAAGAUUGCGAUUGGACUCAAAUGCACUUCACUGUGACUGUGAAAUCCUGUGGUUGGCAGAUUUGCUGAAGACUUAUGCCCAGUCUGGUAAUGCCCAAGCAGCAGCUACCUGUGAAUAUCCUAGGAGAAUCCAAGGAAGAUCAGUGGCCACGAUCACCCCAGAAGAACUCAAUUGUGAAAGGCCAAGGAUUACGUCAGAGCCCCAGGAUGCAGAUGUGACCUCCGGGAAUACCGUAUACUUCACUUGUAGAGCCGAAGGCAAUCCCAAACCUGAAAUUAUUUGGCUUCGAAACAAUAAUGAGCUGAGCAUGAAAACAGAUUCCCGUUUAAAUUUGUUGGAUGAUGGAACUCUGAUGAUUCAAAACACUCAGGAGACCGAUGAGGGCAUUUACCAGUGCAUGGCGAAAAACGUGGCCGGAGAAGUGAAAACACAAGAGGUAACGCUCAGAUACUUUGGGUCUCCAGCUCGACCCACGUUCGUAAUACAGCCACAGAACACAGAAGUGUUGGUUGGGGAAAGUGUCACUUUGGAAUGCAGUGCUACAGGUCACCCUCAACCGCGCAUCAGCUGGACAAAAGGCGAUCGAACACCUUUACCGAUUGAUCCUCGAGUAAAUAUCACUCCAUCUGGUGGCCUUUAUAUACAAAACGUCAUACAGGAAGACAGUGGGGAGUACACCUGUUUUGCAUCCAACAGUAUCGAUAGCAUCCAUGCCACAGCUUAUAUCAUUGUACAAGCUCUUCCUCAGUUCACUGUGAUCCCUCAAGACAGAACUGUUAUCGAGGGCCAGACAGUUGAUUUCCAGUGUGAAGCAAAGGGCUAUCCACAGCCAGUCAUUGCGUGGACUAAAGGAGGGAGUCAGCUUUCUGUAGACAGACGGCACCUGGUGCUUUCGACGGGCAUGCUGAGGAUCUCCGGAGUGGCCCUUCAUGAUCAGGGCCAGUAUGAAUGCCAGGCUGUCAACAUCAUUGGCUCCCAGAGGGUUGUGGCACAUUUGACCGUGCAGCCGAGAGUUACCCCAGUGUUUGCCAGCAUUCCGAGUGAUAUGACAGUGGAAGUUGGCACCAAUGUCCAGAUUCCAUGCAGUUCCCAGGGCGAGCCUGAGCCAGUAAUAACAUGGAAUAAGGAUGGGGUUCAGGUAACAGAAAGUGGAAAAUUCCAUAUUAACCCCGAGGGAUUCUUGACCAUCAAUGACGUUGGACCCGCGGAUGCAGGACGCUAUGAGUGUGUGGCCCGGAACACCAUUGGCUCUGCCUCAGUUAGUAUGGUCCUGAGUGUCAAUGUUCCUGACGUCAGUCGAACUGGAGAUCCAUUUGUAGCCACAUCAAUUGUUGAAGCAAUCGCAACUGUUGACAGAGCUAUCAAUUCAACCCGCACACAUUUGUUUGACAGUCGUCCUCGCUCUCCGAAUGACUUGCUGGCCUUGUUCCGGUAUCCAAGAGAUCCUUACACUGUCGAACAAGCAAGAGCAGGAGAAAUAUUUGAAAGGACUUUGCAACUUAUUCAGGACCAUGUGCAGCAUGGCUUAAUGGUUGACUUAAAUGGAACAAGUUACCACUAUAAUGACCUUGUGUCCCCCCAGUACCUGAAUCUGAUCGCUAACCUCUCUGGCUGCACGGCCCACCGGCGAGUGAAUAACUGCUCAGAUAUGUGCUUUCACCAGAAAUACAGGACCCACGAUGGAACGUGCAACAAUCUGCAGCAUCCUAUGUGGGGGGCCUCUCUGACUGCUUUUGAACGCUUAUUGAAGUCUGUGUAUGAAAAUGGAUUCAACACCCCUCGAGGUAUUAAUCCAAACCGACUCUACAAUGGGUACGUGCUCCCUAUGCCCCGCUUGGUAUCGACGUCCCUAAUAGGGACGGAAACCAUCACCCCUGACGAGCAGUUCACCCACAUGACCAUGCAGUGGGGCCAGUUCCUCGACCACGACCUGGACUCCACGGUGGUGGCCCUGAGCCAGGCCCGCUUUUCCGACGGGCAGCACUGUAGUUCCGUCUGCAGUAACGAUCCUCCCUGCUUCUCGGUCAUGAUUCCGCCCAACGACCCCAGAGUCAGAAACGGUGCCCGCUGCAUGUUCUUUGUGCGAUCCAGCCCCGUCUGUGGCAGCGGCAUGACGUCCCUCCUCAUGAACUCCGUCUACCCCCGAGAACAGAUCAACCAGCUCACUUCGUAUAUAGAUGCGUCCAAUGUGUAUGGCAGCACGGAUCAUGAGGCACGAGAAAUCCGAGAUCUGGCCAGCCACCGGGGGCUUUUGAAACAGGGCAUCGUGCAGAGAUCUGGAAAGCCACUGCUUCCUUUUGCAACGGGGCCGCCGACUGAAUGCAUGAGAGAUGAAAAUGAAAGUCCAAUUCCUUGUUUCUUAGCCGGGGACCAUCGGGCCAAUGAGCAGCUGGGCCUGACCAGCAUGCACACGCUGUGGUUUAGGGAGCAUAACCGCAUCGCCACGGAGCUACUCAAGCUGAAUCCCCACUGGGAUGGAGACACCAUCUAUUACGAGACAAGGAAAAUCGUGGGUGCGGAGAUUCAGCACAUCACCUAUCAGCACUGGCUUCCUAAGAUCCUUGGGGAGGUGGGCAUGAAGAUGCUGGGGGAAUAUAAAGGCUACGACCCCGGCGUUAAUGCUGGAAUCUUCAAUGCCUUCGCGACGGCAGCUUUUAGGUUUGGCCACACGCUUGUCAAUCCAAUCCUCUACCGACUCGAUGAGCAUUUUAAGCCUAUUCCCCAAGGCCACAUACCUCUUCACAAAGCCUUUUUCUCUCCCUUCCGAAUCGUGAACGAGGGGGGCAUCGACCCGCUUCUCAGAGGCCUGUUUGGGGUUGCGGGGAAGAUGCGCGUGCCCUCCCAGCUGCUGAACACAGAGCUCACGGAGAGGCUCUUUUCCAUGGCCCACACGGUGGCCCUGGACCUGGCCGCCAUCAACAUCCAGAGAGGCCGGGACCACGGGAUCCCUCCCUAUCACGACUACCGGGUGUACUGUAACCUGUCGUCAGCGUACACGUUCGAAGAUCUGAAAAAUGAAAUCAAAAAUCCUGAAAUCCGAGAGAAGCUGAAAAGGUUGUAUGGCUCACCAUUAAACAUAGAUUUAUUUCCUGCCCUCAUGGUGGAAGAUUUGGUUCCUGGUAGCCGGCUUGGGCCCACGCUCAUGUGCCUGCUGAGCACACAGUUCAAACGCUUGCGAGAUGGGGACAGGUUAUGGUAUGAAAACCCUGGGGUGCUCUCCCCUGCUCAGUUAACACAAAUCAAGCAGACAUCCCUGGCCAGGAUACUGUGCGACAAUUCUGACAACAUCACCCGCGUACAAAAGGAUGUGUUCAGAGUGGCGGAGUUCCCACAUGGAUAUAGUAACUGUGAUGAAAUUCCUAAAGUUGAUUUAAGGAUGUGGCAGGAUUGCUGUGAAGACUGUAGGACUAGGGGACAGUUUAAUGCCUUUUCAUAUCAUUUCCGAGGCAAACGAUCACUUGAAUUCAGCUACCAGGAAGAUAAGCCCACAAAGAAAACAAGACCACAAAAAAUACUGAGUGUUGUAAAACACAACAAGUAUUUCAAUAACAUGACUUCAGCCUCCUAUGAACAUGCAAAGGUACCAGGGACAAAUGACUUCAAAGAAUUUGUUCUAGAAAUGCAAAAGACCAUCACAGACCUCAGAAAACAGAUAAAGAAACUUGAAUCUCGGCUCAGUAAAACUGAGUGCACUGAUGCAAACGGUAAAUCUCACAUAAACAAUGCAAAAUGGAAAAAGGAUCCAUGCACCAUUUGUGAAUGCAAAGACGGGCAGAUUACCUGUUUUGUGGAAUCUUGUCAGCCAGCAGAUUGCCCCACUCCCGUGAAAAUCAAAGGAGCAUGUUGUCCAGUCUGCUUAAAAAAAACCAUGGGAAAGAAGACUUAGGUUCUUUUAAAAAUUCCUAGGAGUUUCUCUGCUAAGUCAUCUUGAGAUCAGAUGGCCAAUACAGGUAACUGCAGACUGAAAGAAACAUCAAGAACUCAUGACAUUUCACGACAACAUUCAACUGGUGCUGUUACAGAAUAUAAGCGCAGGAUGCUUUUUACAGAGUGUUCACAAGGAAGGAAAUAAUAGUGCAGAUAUCGGGGAAAGGAAGUAGAUAAAUGUCCUAACUUCAUGUUAGAUUUCUCAGGUUUUUAUUUAAUAUUUUUUUUAAUAAAAAAAAAUUGGUGCUACUAUUAAAUUGCAUAGUUAAAUCAUUUAGGUUCCUAAAUUGAUUUCCACUGAUAACACCAUUUCUUUUUAAAGAAAGCAGGAUACCUCUGAAAGUUAGUUGAUACCAGAAGCUUACAAAUGUGCUCCCCGCAGAUGUGUGUGAAUAAUGGAGCCUCCAGAGAAGGAAGCACGCAGAAAUCUGGGUUACAUUUCAAGCCACAUUCGAAAAGAAAGUCCGUAUUUGGCAAACUGAACAGAAUCUUUUUUUAUGAGUGUUCACGGUGAAACAGAGUGAAAUAUAGAUUCCUGUCUCCCUGCAAAGCAACACUUGAUGCUAUUGCUUCUUCCCAGUUCUCUGUGUAACAUUUCACAGCUCCUCAGCCUUUAUCAUAAAACAAACAUCCCUUUGCUCACAGCAUAUGUAAAGCCCAUGACUCUUUGGUUCAGCUCCUUUCACACGUGAUUGUAACGAUUAUGAAGCCACGUUUAGAGAACAGGUCUGUUUUUAUUUAUAACUUGCAUACAUAUUGCCUAGUUGUGAACAGAAUGUGAAACUCCCCUUUAAAGCCAUUUUGUGUAUCUGCGGAUACCUACUGAAUGACUGUGUGCGUUGCCAAAACCAGCCCGCAGACAGCUGUUGCCGUGUUCAUACCUGCAAGGCUCUGUUCCUAACCAAUGAUACGGAAGAAUAACUCUUAGGUUGUUCUUCUGCUGGAAGGAAUUUGAUCGUUGGGAACUUUCUAACUUCAGGUUGUGUGAAUGCUUUACAAAAAAAUUAAAUAAUCCCUAUACCUCAUUUGUAUUUUUAAAAUGCAUUGUUUUAUGAAAUUUUGCCCAUUUUGUAGGUGUUAGAAAAUGGCAGAAAAAUCAUUUCCACUGUGCAAAAGUUCUUUUAGAAAUCCUUGAAAAGCAACUGUCGUACCUCAUGGUCUCUCUUUUUAAUUGACCAAAAACUCUAUUUUUUUUCUAACUACAAAGUGAUAUAUGUUCUAAGAAACAUUUUGUUGAACAUACAAGUGCAGUUCAGUAAAUUUAUUUGAGUGCCCACUAUGUGCCAGGUGCUUUGCUGGGUACAGAAAAUACAAAUGUGGAUGAAGCCGUCACUGUGCUCAUGCAAUUCCCAGUCCAGGUCGAGGAGGAAGGCGCAGGAGUAGCCAGAUGAUAUCAGUAUGAGGCAGAAGUUGGUGUACGGCUUGUAUACAGCAACGGUGAAGGCAGCGGGGCUUAGGAUGGGAGGUGUGGGAUAGAGGCAAGGAAGGAAGCCUUCCUGGAGAUUGAUUAUUUUUCUGUGAAAUUUUACAUACAUAAUUUUGGAAAGAAGCCCGGAACGUGUGGCAUGAUUUUGAGACAAUUAUCAGGGGGUGAGGAUGGAGGAAGUCCCUUAGCAAUGUCCGGCACAUAAUGGAAGAUACAAUCUGGUAUCACUUGCGUUUAAUACGUAGUCUGGUGUAAGCGUCCUUCCAAGAGACAACCAAAUGCCUUUGUGCACUGUGACUGUACCACAUCUGCCAGAAAUAUAUUUAACAUUCCAGUUGUAAGAGUAUAUACAGUGUAUGUACAUUGUUUUAUGUAUAAAAACAGUUAGCUUAACAUCGUGUCCUCGUAGUAUUACACAAUACAUAAAAUCUGGGUGGUGUUUCACAGGGCACAGGACUUGUUUUGAAAUAAUAAAGUCAAAUUCAGUAAUCAAAUUUUGGAACAGACUUCUGUACAGUAGGAAAUAUGUAACUUUUUCUAAAAAUUGGAUGGUUAUGUAAGUUGCUCAGGUAUAAAAAUGACAGCGGAUUAUAUAUUAGUCUUCUGGGAAUGCUUAGAUGUUUAACUCUGUGACUUGGAGGUGAAUUUGUAGCUCCAUUGCUGAGGCAGUGUGUAAGUGGUUCAAAGAUGUGGAAGGAACUGGGGCUUGGGCAGAUGUCAAAAUGAUUGUUCUCAGUGAACGGAGGGCGGGGGAGGAGCUGUCUGUGAUUUACAAUAAAAUUCUGUAAUCCCAAUUGAAAUGUCUGCAGAAUCACCAAUGUCAUUUUAUAGAUAUUAUGAAAACAAUGGGCAGUGCCUGAAUGAACUUUUUUUUUAGUAGCCACUGUAAGGAGAUUGCUGUAAUAUGAAGCAAAGUGUACAUAUUUAUUUACUUUUCUAACUAUUGCCAACAGCCAAAUGCCUUUUUAAUGUUCAUUGUAAUCAGUACAUUACCAAAGAAGUGUUUGCACUGUGUAAUGCCGCCUUUCAGUUAAAAUAAA
Trichechus manatus latirostris (Florida manatee) is the source of this 7073-nucleotide messenger RNA. RefSeq names its product peroxidasin (gene PXDN). The transcript is spliced from 24 exons. Gene Ontology annotation, molecular function: peroxidase activity; protein binding; heme binding. Gene Ontology annotation, biological process: response to oxidative stress. Bases 1 to 4566 code for a protein of 1521 amino acids. NCBI's taxonomy places the organism in Eukaryota, Metazoa, Chordata, Mammalia, Sirenia, Trichechidae. The record is from RefSeq and is a predicted model, not a curated record.